Messenger RNA from Pocillopora meandrina, 7710 nucleotides. NCBI's taxonomy places the organism in Eukaryota, Metazoa, Cnidaria, Anthozoa, Scleractinia, Pocilloporidae. The record is from the annotation of a GenBank genome assembly.
GUUAGAUUUUCAAUUUCUCUUUGAGAAUUAAUUUAUGAACCAUGAGUUUUGCGGAAUAUAAAGAACGGAUAUCUGAAGGGGAUACUGUUAUUCUGUUCCUUGUGAGUAUAUGAUUCAUAAUGAAAGCCAAAUCUAACAUAAUAAAGAUCUCUCGAGUACAGCUUCCUAUGAGACCUGAUUCAGCAGAUUGCACAUGAGGUUUGUAACACUGCAGUUGGGUUGCAUCCAGUUGAUGUUAUUUCGCCGAAAAUCUACGACGUGGACUUCAUAACUUGAGAUAAGGAAUGACUAAUCUAAUUAAAUGAUUAGGUUACCAACGAUCGCUGGAGAAUUCCUUCAGCACCGGCUUAUUUCACGAUGCUUAUUGAAGUACGUCAUGCAUAUGGUAUGGUCCAGAAGUGUUAAAUAUUCUUAUUUACCCUUGAUACCAUUAUACAUCCUUUUCGAUUUGCUGUUUAUGUUUUGUUAUCAAUGUACCCCUAGGGGCAUAACUCUAUGCAAACUCUGACAGUUACACCAGGAAAGGUACAUCAGACAAAAUAUGGUGCUCUUCCACACUCAGACAUGGUUGGAAGGAAGUUUGGAACAAAGGUAAACUAAAUUGUCACUUUAUGAACUAUUAGGCUGGCCUUGGAUUUUAUAGAAGUGCCAUUUGGAAGACAAGAUUUGCCUAGCUUUAAGCGUGUUACAAUUCAUUGGUAGGAUGCUACUGCCAAAGUGCCUCUCUUCACCCACCCAGGGGUAAAAAAUGUUACUAGUAAGCUCAGAGUGAAACCUGAAAAAUAUUCUAGGGGUGGUGGGGAGGUGGAUGAGUUUCCUGCAAUGGACUUGCACUUCGUAUAGAAGGAAGAUAAUGUGAGAACCAAGGCUUUGUAUUUAUUGAGUGUGUAGGAAAAUUUGUGUGACUGUAGAUUUUGGCUUGAAGUCAUGAUGUGUUGAGACCAAGGGCAACAUGUUCCAUACUUAAUGACUAAGAGCCAGAGAUAUCUCCAUUCUUCCUGAGUGUAUUCAGUCAGUAGGCAUCUUGUGGGUCUUUGCUUAGGACUCAUUAUAGCUUUUCGUGGCCCUAAUCACUGUGUCAAGUCCUGCACAGCUAUAGGGAUUUUUUUAAUAAUGAUUUUUAAUAAAAGUACCCCUGGAACUAUAUUGGUCUGUUUGGUCUGUGAGAUCCUAGUGACUCAGUGCUACAGGAACUGGGAAUGGGUAUCAGCAGCUAUCCAUUACAUAAUGGAAUUUGAAGUUAAAGUAAUAUUAAAAAAACAGAUAUAUUUCUCAGUUGAUUAAUAAUGUAUUUUAUAUUGAUAAUAAAUUUCAGAUGUUUUCACUGAACAAAAAGGGUUGGGUCUACCUUCUUCAUCCUACGCCUGAACUAUGGACAAUAAACCUUCCUCACAGAACACAGAUUCUUUAUUCUACAGACAUCAGUAUGAUCAUUCUACGGUUGGCUCUUAAACCUGGAUCUGUUGUUGUUGAGUCUGGUAGGCAUCAUACCUAAUCCUUUAACCCUUUACACCCUAACAUCAGUAUGCAUAUUCUCCAUACUGUUCCCCAUACAUUCCUUAAGGUGCUGACAAGGAGAAUUUGAGUAACAAUCAACAGCUUCUUUUGCCUCUGAUAAUUUUCUUUAUUCUCAUGACCUUACUGCGUGAUUCAGGGGUGAUAUGUGACCCUCCACGGGAAAACGGACACUAACGCUUUUCCGUUAAACGGUCUCGAAAAACGGUUGUAAACGGAUAGUAAACGGCUAACUCGAGCGUUUAAACGGAUGCCAUAACCGCUUAAACGGAUGGCAAAAAAUUUAAACGGUUGACCAAAGUCCAAAAACGGAUAGCUUAGGCCUUCAAACGGUUGACCAAAAAUAAAAACGGAUAGCACGAAAUGUUAAACGGUUGACCAAAGUUCAAAAACGGAUGGCUCACACUGUUAAACGGUUGACCAAAAAUAAAAACGGUCAGCCCGAAACGUUAAACAGUUGACCAAAGUCCAAAAACGGAUAGCUUAAACCGAGAAACGGUUGACCAAAAUCGACAAACGAUGAGCUAAAAAUUAAUGUUUAACGGCUGUGGUUGAGCCGGCGAGAUCUUCUGCGGAAAAACUUUCAGAGUGACAACGGAUAAUUAUCCUUUAAAGCGAAAAUAUUGAGCAUGAUAAUUUGAAAAGUAAUAACUAGCAUAUACUUGCGCAUUUUAUUUCUGGGUUAAUUACUGCGGCUUUCGUGUGACAUUCAUGAAAUAAGCGCAAUUUACUGAGAAUAGUUUCGCUGCCGAAUAUCCAGAACGGCUACCGCGAGAAACUCAUAAUCUUCUCCUUUGUUUAUUCUUAUUAUUAUUGAAAAUGAACUUCAUUUUUUCCUGUUCGGAAGUUUCGCGAAACAAAGUUGCAUAUGCAAUGCCGCCACCUUGUCUGAAGCCGAGACGUUUCAAGGUCGAAUAACGCAAUGAAGUUCCAUUGCAAAAAAAAGGUCGAAUCGGUGUCACGCACCAAGCGGGGCCGUUAAAAUGAUUGUCAAUAAAACCAAGAAAGAUGAAUCAAGAUGAUAUAAACAGAAAGAGAGUAGCCGAUUUAGCAGUCCAUCGACUGGGGGUCUGCGAUCACGCAAAAGAUAAAACCAAAAUAAGAUACGGUCUUUCUGUAUUUCAAGAACCGGCGAGUAUCGAGCGAACGUAAGAUUGAUACUUCGAACUGCCCAUAACAGAAUGAUAGGCAAACAGUCCAAAGCUUUCCGUGGAACUUUAAACGGAUAGCUUUUUUUUUUAAACGGGUAAGCAAGCCGUUUAAAUGUUUUUGCUAGAGCGUUGAACGGAUGCAAAUUUUUUUAAACGGAUGCAAAUUUUUUUAAACGGAUGAACAAACCGCUUAAACGUUUUGGCAAAAGCGUUAAACGGAUGCAAAUUUUUUUAAACGGAUGAGCAAACCGCUUAAACGUUUUAGCUAAAGCGUUAAACGGAUGCAAAUUUUUUUAAACGGAUAAGCAAACCGUUUAAACGCUUUCAUGAACCGUUUAAACGGAUAUAAACGGAUAGUAAACGGUUUUGCAGCUUAAACGGAAAAGCGUUAGUGUCCAUUUUCCCGUGGAGGGUCACAUAUUGUAAGGAGACAUAAGAUGCUAGUCACCCUUAGGGGUUAAAGAAUUAACUCCCAUGUGUGACCAAAACAAAAUUUCUCCUUGCAGUAUCAAUUCAAUGUCAAGCAGACAAGUGAUGAGAAUUAAGACAGAAUUGUCAAUGAGAGGAUUCUUAGUUAAUCCAAUACCAAAUUCUCUGACCUGACAUCAAAGUAAUUGUUGUAUGGCAAUAAAAGAGUCCACGACCUUCUAUCAAAAAAAAUUGACAUGAUUGAUAAAACUAUAAACAGAACAACAACAGGUCUAAACAAAGAAAUCUUUUUUAAAAUACAAUCUCUAUCAUUUAGAAACAACUUAUCACUCUUGCACUCAUUGAAAUCUCAUUUAAAAAGAUUAAUAAAGUUGGAUUACAAAUGCUCGGUUUAUUUCCUUUAAAUCACCAGGAACUGGAAGUGGUUCAAUGUCUCAUUGUUUAAUAAGGACAAUUGCUCCAUCUGGUCAUCUCCACACAUUUGAAUUCCAUUCAGAAAGAGCUGAAACAGCCAGGUCAGUCUACAACACUCUAAGGUUGAUAUAACUGUGAUCUGGUUGAGUUAUUUUCUUGAAUGUUAAACUCCAAUACUCUCAGAGGCAUAAACAAUUUACUUUAUCAUAUUUCAUCCACUUUUGGCUCUCAACAGGAAAGAAUUUGAGGAACACAAAAUUGGUCAUCUGGUAACUGUAAGAUGUCGUGAUGUUUGCAAGGAAGGAUUUGAACUUCAUCAAGUUGCAGAUGCAGGUCAGUGUAAAAGGACAUCUUGGAAGAGGAAUUACAAUAUUUUAUGAUUUUGAAAUUUCUCUGUUUAAAUUAUUUAUUGAUAUUUACUUUUGAUUUAUUGCAUGAGACUGACAUUUACUGCUUUGAAUUGAUCUGAUUUUUGUUAAAGUCUCUGAUAAAAAUUAAUGAGUAAGAGGGAUAAUGUUGAGUUUGAAUCAAAUGUGUUGGAGGAAAAGUAAAGGCAACCUUUUGAUUUGUUUUUACUAAACUGGUACGAGGAGAAUUUGUGAAUGGUGAUUUGAGUUGCUCUGGAGAGAGAAAUAACUCACAUUGAAAAUGUCAACCUUGGAAUUAUGUUAUCAAAGGAUAUGAAAAGAAUUCUCUCAUUAAUUUAGUGUUUAUAUUGAAGGAUUGUUUUUGUCAGUCAGUAAGAUAAGUAAACGGAGGUCCCAUUUCUUUCAGUCUUUCUUGAUUUACCUGCUCCAUGGGAGGCAAUAAAACACUCCAAAGAAACCCUCAAAGUGAGUAGCUCUCCAGUUGUCAACAAUGAUAAUGGACAAAUUACAUGUGGGAUGUACAGAUGUGUAUUUAUGUAUGCAAAUGUAUGUACAUAUAAUCUUAAUUGAUCACCCCCACCCCUCCCUCCAUGGGGCUUUUCAGGGCCAACACAAAAAAACUGAAACAUUGUGAAUAAACAUGUUUUUUUAAAAGACCUCAACUGGCUGGAGGCAGGCCAGUUGGCUAAUUAUGCAAAGUGCAGCCAAGAAGUUGAAUUUGCAUUAACCAAACACAAAUCCAGUUAGUAGCAGUGUGGAAGGGUUGGACCUGGGAACCACCAGAUUACAAAUGCAAUGCUCUAACGAAGGGCUUAUGCUCAAAUCGUCAGCUUUGAAACUCUUUAUGGUGGCCAAUUUACGUUAUCAACUCAGUUGAUAAUACUAAAUUACCCUGUUACACUCCCCCACUGACACAGCACCACAGUUUCUUUAGAAACUUACCCCCUUUAACCACUCAGUCACACUGUCUCCAUAUGAGGAAACAUUUUACUGGAUAAAGUUGACCUAUAAUUUUGAAUGGAAAAUAGGAAAUAGUCAAGGGAGUUUAAAUAUUAACCCUUUCUUUCCCAUGAUCUCAUUAGUAAUUCUCGUUACUGUCGACCAUACAAUUCUUAUGUUGUAAGUUGAGAGAAUUUGUUAUUGGAUCAACUGCCAAUCCCCUACUGUAGUUGAUAUUUUUCUCAAUUCUCAUCACUUGUCUGCUUGAUAAUGUAUUGAUAUUGUAAAGAGAAAUUCUGUCUUGAUCCCUCCUGGGAGUAAAGGGUUAAAGUAUCCUUUUUGCACUGCCAGACUGCCAACUUGCCCACUAACAAUAAGUGAUAACUUUCAUCAUGUUUUGUGUCUUUGACCAGGCAGAGGGUGGAAAGAUUUGCUCUUUUUCUCCUUGCAUUGAACAAGUACAAAGAACCUGUGAAUCUUUAAGGACAUGUGGAUUUAGAGGUGAACACUAAACAUAAAGUUUUCAACAAAAAAGUCAUGUUUCUCUCCUAAUUAUUUCUUCAUCCAAAAAAAGUGACUUUUUUUUUCUCUAUUACAUCUCUCCUUAUUCUCUAUCUUGAUGAAUGAAAGACCUCCGUUUACUAAAUGUUAAAGUCACUAGUAUCUUGUCUCUCUCGUCCAUAUUCCAAACUCAACGCAGACAAAGGGGUGGGUGUUGUUGUUUUGGCUGUUAUGUAGGAAACAGAGAAUUUUAUAAACUUUGCAUGGUUAUGAAUUUGUAAUUUAGUACUGUUUUUUCCAUGUUUAACAAUGCUGAAGACAUAGAGGUGAUGGAGUGUCUUUCCAGAACGUUCGAAGUAAGAACUGUCCCGUUACAAGUUCCUUUCUUCGGUCCCGAAGUGAGUGUUUGUUUUUAUUAUUAUUAUUAUUUUAAAGUAAGAAUUCCAAAGGAAAGUCCUUAUUUGAGAUUAUUAAUUAUAAAGUUUAAAAAAAUUUUUGAACUUUUCAGAAUUCACUACCACCAGAUCCAACGCCGAGUGAUUUCUCAUCGCGGAAGAGAAAACUUGAAGAAGAAAGUGAAUCAUGUGACACGGUACCCAAUACUUUGUUGUUUCCUGUAUAUUUUUGUUUCAAUUGUUUACUUGUGUUUUCUUAAGAAAUCUUUAAUAUCAAAGGUGGUCUAACAUACUCCUAUAAAUGAACAAAGGGUGAGUUCUCAAGAAACUGUGGUGUUGCGUCACUGGGAAGCAUUAUAAAAUCAUUUGGUUUUAUCAACCGAGUUGAAUAUAACUUUGCCAUUGAAGACCUUUUCUUAAGCCAACUUUUCGAGCGUCAGCCCUUCGUCGUUCGCUUGGAUGAAGGGCUGAAAUUCGAAACGUUAGCUUUAGAAACUCUUUACGGUAACCAAUUUACAUAGUUAACUCGGCUGAUGAAACCAAAUCAUCGUGAAAAUGUAUUCCCGUUUAGAUCUCUCAUCCCUACUGAUGCCUUCUGUUCUUUUUUCUCUUCCCAUUUGGAUAGACUUAUUCAGCAUUGCAAGAAGGCCACGUAAAUAUGAAAUUGAUGGAAUCUUCACUGGUUGAAAACACUCCCAGUGAAGUUAAGACUCCCACGGAUAACGUUGAACAUAAAAGCGAAAUAUCGAACGGAAAAGCGGCGGAAAAAUCUGCGCCACACUUCACGGACACUGACCCUGCUUCGGGACUUGUGCGGAAUGUUCGAGCAGUUAUGUCACAGAAAGCCAACAAAGCGAACAUUCUGACAGGCAGACCGCUGAAGGAGAUGACGGGACAUACGGGAUACUUGACAUUUGCUACGCUUUAUGCGCAUGUCACGAGUAACAAUGGAAGAGGCGACGAAGAAAAAUGAUAAACAAGUCAAUACACAUGGCCGUGUUUGUAUUUUUCUUGUUUCUUUAACGUCAUAAUACAAUGAAGGCUUCCAACCAAAGCAUUUAUUAUUCUCUUUAUCUUGGACAAAUAUCAUUUCCAUGCAAAAUAAAUUGUGUUUACAAUCUGAUACUAUACCUUAUAUUAUAUAUUAUACAGUUCAGUGGUUCCCUUAGAAAAAAAAGUUGUCGAACAAUUUCGUUUAACUUUCCUUUUAGCAUUUAUAAUUGUUCCCUACAAAUGUAUGAUAAAAAGAUAGAUCACUGUGUUUGUUUAAGAGAUAUGAUGGGCCAAACUUACCCCGUUUAUGCCUGUAUUGGCACUAAUCAUGCACGUCAUGUCAUCGGUUAACGGUACAUUUUGCAGUAAAUGGAAGCAAGAGUUUUUAGAGUAAUACUUGAAAAAACUUGAUAGGUAGAAAGUCUGAAGCGUAAGGAACAAUUUCAUACAUAAUUUGAAAAACAAUACCGUGUUUUCGGAAUGCGCGAGCGCUUAUUCGCCUGAUUACGUGAUUUUAUGCACAGUGAAGGAUGCGCAAUGCAAUACUGAGGAAUCACCUAAAGUGUAAUUGAAAGUCAAUUCUUUAUCGAGGAAGGUCUUAGCAAGACUCGCUCUAUGGCACUCUCCUUUCAAAUGAUGAAAAAGUCUCUCUGAUACAGACACUGAUAAAUUUAACUCUCCAGAAACUUUGGUCACUCUAAUUCAUGUACUGUUUGCACCAGACCAACUCCCAACAAAGUAUUUGAUAAAUCCUAGGGUUCAUAUCUCGGUUAGAAACUUAAUUGUGCACGUAGCACUUUAGUCCAUGCAUGAUUAUGUUGUCGCUUUAUAUCUUUUAAGACUGUUUUCGAAGCCAGACUUAAACCGUUAGUCUGGCACAGACUGCUAUUUAAGGUUCCAAACCGUAACCUAACGUUUCAAAAAUCGUCUUCAAACUGAAUGCAAUAAACCUUUCGACAACGAACGUCGCCAUUUUGAGUUUUGCUUAGCAACCUGGCCGCUGAC